AUGCCAGUUAAAGAAAUUAAGGGAUUCCAGGUGCUCCCGCUUAGACUACCGGAUAGUACAGGCACGCUGUAUCUUUAUUUUAGAAAGCACGAGAUUAAAGGGAACCAGGCAGCACAGCAGCUCUCUGGCCGUUCAUUGUUCGCCUUUAACUUACCCAUCCAGACGAACCAUCUGGUAAUCAAAAAGUACUUCCAGCAAGUGGCUAUUGGUGCUACUGUCGAGUCAUUUAUUCCUAGCAUUCUUACAGACCUUCAAGAGGAUUUUUACGUCGAUCUUACCAAACUAACGUCAGACCUUCAAUUUGAGAACGAUAAUGUUACCAAAGAGAUCGCCGAAAAGCUUCCGAAAAACUGUGCCAUCAUCACAUUUAUCGACAAAUCAUCCUUCCAACUAGCAUUCAACGCAUUGAAAAAGUUGUCUAAUGACGCUAAGGUCACCAACUGGCCUGUUCCAUCGCUUGGCUCUGCGUUCUUCCAAGAGAAAUACCAAAACCAGAUCUUAGACCCAGCACAAUUGUCAGUAUCAGUUGCUACAGCAUUGGCAGACUUUAACAGAGCUGAACAGGAGCUGAUGGAGGACUUGAAGAGAAGCACAGAGGUUGUAGAUGAGGAUGGAUUCACUUUGGUUGUUGGAUCCCAUAGAAAGACAAAGGCCGGUAUCUUGGGCAAGCAGAAACUUGCAGGUACUGUUGGGCUAGAAAAGGCAAACAAGAAGCUUAAGAAGAAGGAGAAGGAGGACUUCUACAGAUUCCAAUUGAGAGAAAAGAAGAAGAACGAGAUGAACGAUUUGCUCCAGAAGUUCAAGCAAGACCAGGAGAGAAUCAAGACCAUGAAGGAGAAGAAGAGAUUUAGACCAUAUUAA
Messenger RNA from Candidozyma haemuli, 861 nucleotides. RefSeq lists its product as uncharacterized. Gene Ontology annotation, cellular component: CURI complex; UTP-C complex. The coding region runs from base 1 to 861 and encodes 286 amino acids. The transcript has a single exon. Gene Ontology annotation, biological process: ribosomal small subunit assembly; rRNA processing. Lineage: Eukaryota; Fungi; Ascomycota; Pichiomycetes; Serinales; Metschnikowiaceae. Gene Ontology annotation, molecular function: nucleic acid binding. The record is from RefSeq and is a predicted model, not a curated record.